UGUCCGCCGGGAGAAAGAAGGGGUAAAAAAAAAGAAAAGCCAGGCAGGGAUUAUGUGUCAGCUCCGAGGGAGCUGUUUGAACAGUGGGACGGAGAGGGAGCUAGAGACUCUUCUCCUGCUCCAGCUGCCAUCCUACUCCUGCUCCUCCCCCUCCUCCUCCUCCUCCUCUCCACCAGAACCACUUCUCUUUCUCAUCACAUCCAGAGCACUUUGGCGAUGUGACAUAUAGGACGAUUGGUGAUAUUGACCAACCUGUACAUUGACACGACCUCUUGACCUCAUCUUCAGCAUGAAUGGUGACAUGCCUCAUGUUCCCAUCACUACUCUUGCUGGAAUUGCUAGCCUAACAGACUUGUUGAACCAGCUUCCUUUGCCUUCUCCCCUACCUGCCACCACUGCUAAGAGCCUCCUCUACAAUGGAAGGAUCUCAGAAGAGGUCAGCAGCCUGCUGGUGUGUCGAGACGAGAGUCUAGUGACUCAGCUGGCGCAUAGCCUUAACCAGGUUUCCACCGAACACAUAGAGUUGAAGGACAACUUGGGCAACGAUGAACCCGAGGGCGACAUGCCAAUGCUCCUACAAACUUUGCUGUCCAGGAAUCCCAAAAUCUUCAGGGACAAAAGUAUGCAAACCCAGCACAAGGUUCUGGGUGGUGUAAUGCCGCAGCCAAUAGUGCAGCAGUAUAAGAUUACUCAGAAUCAGGUCCAUGGGAGUCCAGCCUCAAACUAUCAGCAAACCACUGUCCCUCAGAGCCCCUCUGGAUGCUUUACAUCACCGCAGUCUGGUUCAGGGCCACGCUUUGUACCCCAGCAGAACAGCCCUAUACCUAGUCCCUACACCCCCCAGAGUCCCGCGGACUACAUGCAGUACAAUCCACCCAGUUAUUCCCAACACCAACACGCUCAGCAAGUUACGAGUGGCUUGAGAAAUAUCCAUGACAGCAAAGUCUCUGGACAUCUAUCAACUGAUUUAUCGAAUCACAAUGCGAGACUGGGCUCAGAUGAAGACUACAUGAACGUGGCUCACAGACUGGGAAAUGAGGAGCAUAAUUCUCCAAUGAAGGCUGCUGCAUUUUCAGUGAGAUCACCACAGUCGGCAUGUUCUCCAGCUGGGAGUGAAGAGACUGUACAAAGGUCUAGGCCUUCCCUCAUAAUGCAGUCGCCUCCAGCUGAUGUGCCACGAGGUGCACCGCCUGACCAAAUCCUCACCUCGUCUGAUCGCAAGAAGAAACAUAAGGAGAGGAGUAAAGAAGAAAGUGAUCCGAUGGAAAAAAAUGCCUUGUACGAUAUAGUUAGUUCACCAAAAGACUCGACCAAGCUGACCUUAAAACUGUCCAGAGUAAAGGUUCAAGACGUGGAUCAAUCUGAGGAGCUUCCCCCUGAGGCACAUAUGGAAUUGGAACAUGAAACGGUUAUGAUCAAUAAUAAUAAUAAUAAUCAGUUAUCAAAACCUGCCCAGGAUGUUCCAAACAAGUUAGGAGCUGACGAUCAAGCAAACUGUCAACAGGCUGCUGUGCGGUCAAAUGCCAUUGAAACUGGAGUCACUGGCAGAGUUUCCUUUGAUGAUACAGAGAUAGACACACUUGCAGAGAUUGAGAGGAUAGAACGCGAGUCAGCCAGUGACCGAGAACGAUGGUCUAAAGAAGUUCAGGACAAAGACAAGCCGCUGAAGAAACGAAAACAAGACUCGUAUCCCCAGGAACCUGGGACCGAGUCAAAUGAUGGGGCUGCCAUUCAUGGGUGCAACAGUGUCAACAAGAUGACACCCAAGAAGACGAAUGCUGCAAGUAAUGGUGCCAGUCGGCCUGCUUUGAUGGUCAGUAUCGAUCUACAGCAAGCUGGCAGAGUAAUAGGACAGCCUGUAGUGGUCUUGGAAUCACAGCCGCUGUGUGAGGAUCACCUACGUCGCCUGAAGUCAAACCCCGAUGGAAAGGUCAAAAGGGUUGGCGAUGACAGACCUGGGAUCAUCAAGCAGCAUGCUGACACUCUCCAGAAGUCUGGCUCAGAUGGACAACCGGAAAUGUAUAAACAGAAGCAGGAAAGCCGGCGUGAAUCAAAACACAGACAUGACGACAAAAGUGACAGCAGCAAGGGACCGUCAGAUGACAGAAGGCCAGACCCACGGCAGAAACAUGACAAGCAUUCAAAGUCACGCCACAAAGAGGAAAAGAAUCACAACAGCCACCGAAUGCUUGAAAACCGACCCGAGACCCCAAAAAACACGAGCAAGACAGAGCGCUCCAGACAUGGAGAAGACAAAGGCAGGGAUAGAGACAGAGAUAAGGACAGAGAAAGACACAAGGAUAGAGACAGAGCAAGAGACAGGGACAAAGAGAGAAACAUAGAAAAAGAGAAGGAGAGAGACAGGGACAAAGAGAGACACACAGAAAAAGAGAAGGAGAGAGACAGGGACAAAGAGAAAGAGAGAGACAGGGACAGAGACAAAGAGAGACACAUAGAAAAAGAGAAAGAGAGAGACAGGGACAAAGAAAAACACAUAGAAAAAGAGAGAGACAGGGACAAAGACAGACACAUAGAAAAAGAGAAAGAGAGAGACAAAGCCAAGGACAGGGACAGGAAACAGAAGAUGUUAAGAGAAAACUGCAGUCGAAACUUAGCUGACCUGCAUACUAAACCUGACAGCACCAGACUAAAGCACGAUGGAAGCAAAAAAUCAGCUGACCCCAAUAGUCGACAGAAGACAGGCAAUUCCAGCCUUAAAAAUCCCCAAAAUAAGGACCAAAAGAUAAGUGAGGAUGGCAACAUUAAGUGCCAAGCAGGAGACAAACGUCAGUCCUUUGAGGCCAAACCGAGCGAAUUCCCUUCAUACCUUCUGGGUGGCAAGUCAGGGACCCUGAAGAACUUUGUGAUUCCUAAAUUGAAACGAGAUGGAAAAGAUAAAGAUCCCCCAAAUAAAUUGGUCGAAGUCUGGAGCGAACCGCGAGUAAGGCUGGAGAGAGUCUCAUUGGUAGAUAACUUAAACAAAGGCGCUAAACCCGUUGUCGUGGUUCAAAAACUCAGCGUUGACGAGGUGAAAAAGAUCAUUAAGGAAAGCAGGAACGCACACGGCUCCAGAUCCAGGAACUGGUCAUUUUGUGAGAGGACAAACAAGCGAAGCCACAGUAUGAUUAGCAAGAGAUCCAAAUAUGCUGAGUUGGCCUCGGAUGAUGACCAAGACAAGGAUGACGAUGAAGACUCUGACAAUGAGCAUGCAAGGAAAAAGAAAAAGAAAGACCACGAUAAGACAUGGAAGCAUGAAGAGAGAAGAGGUUCUGGAGAACACCGUCGAAGUGGAGGUUUUCAUAACGCUCGCCGAGGGUCUGGUAGCCGUCAGCGCGACUGGAGAGAUGAAGAUUCAGAUGAAGGCUCUCCCCCACCGAGCCUGAGUGAUGUUGCCAGAAAGCAGAAGAAAAAGGAAAAACAGAAAAACAGGAAGAUUUAUGAUUCCAAGUUGACACCAGAGGAGAUGAUGGACUCCUCCACAUUUAAGAGAUUUGCAUCAAAUAUUGACAGCGUUCUUGAGAAUCUCGAAGACGUGGACCUCACUGCCGCAGAUGAUGACGAAAUACCUCAAGAGCUCUUACUCGGAAAGCAGCAGCUGAGUGAGCUGGGCAGCGAUUCUGCUAAGAUUAAAGCUAUGGGCAUCUCUAACAAGUUUUCAUCUAGUAAACUGGUGAAGUUUUUGAAUAUUUUGGAGAAGAACAUUCAGGACAGCGUCAAACUUUCUACCCUAAUGAACCAUGAUAGUGAUUCCAUGGAUGAGGAGCGGUUGUGGCGCGACCUCAUCAUGGAGCGGGUGACCAAGUCGGCCGAUGCUUGUUUGACUGCACUCAACAUAAUGACAUCUCCGCACAUGCCAAAGGCUGUUUAUAUAGAAGAUGUGAUUGAGAGGGUGCUGCAGUACACCAAGUUCCAUCUGCAAAACUCUUUGUACCCUCAGUAUGACCCCGUCUACAGAGUGGAUCCACACGGAGGUGGCAUGCAUUCUUCAAAGUCCAAGAGAGCCAAAUGUUCUACCCACAAACAGAAGGUGGUAGUCCUGCUCUACAACAAAGUGUGCGAUAUCAUCAGCAGCAUCUCUGAGCUCCUUGAAAUCCAGCUGCUUACUGACACCACAAUUCUGCAGGUCUCCACCCUUGGCAUUACACCAUUUUUUGUGGAGAAUGUUAGUAAACUGCAGUUAUGUGCCAUCACACUAGUGACUGCGGUGUUUUCUCAUUACAAGAAGCACAGGCAGCUCAUUCUUGAAGAGAUUUUCACCUCCCUGGCCAGACUGCCGACUAGUAAACGCAGCCUGAGGAAUUUCAGGCUGAACAGCAGUGACUCAGAUGGAGAACCUUUGUAUAUCCAGAUGGUCACAGCCCUUGUUCUUCAGCUGAUCCAGUGUGUGGUCCACCUUCCCUCUGAGAAAGAGACAGACGAUGAGCACAAUAAGAAGGUGGAUAAAGAUGUCCUUAUUACAAACUCUUAUGAAACUGCCAUGAGGACAGCUCAGAACUUCUUAUCUGUGUUCCUCAAGAAGUGUGGCAGUAAACAGGGAGAGGAGGAUUACAGGCCGCUGUUUGAGAACUUUGUUCAUGACCUGCUGUCUACAGUUAACAAGCCUGAGUGGCCUGCUGCUGAGCUGCUCCUCAGUUUACUGGGCCGGUUGCUGGUGCACCAGUUCAGUAACAAGCAGACAGAAAUGGCACUCAGGGUGGCAUCGCUGGACUACCUCGGCACUGUCGCUUCCCGUCUGCGUAAAGAUGCUGUCACUAGCAAGAUGGACCAAAAGGCUAUUGACCGCAUCCUCAGAGAGACUGAAGGCAGCGACGAGAUACCAAAACUACAGAAGGCUUUGCUCGGCUACCUAGAUGAGAACAUUGAGACCGAUCCGGCAUUGGUGUUUGCUAGGAAGUUUUAUAUUGCCCAGUGGUUCAGGGACAUUACAAGCGAGGCAGAAAAAGCAAUGAAGUCUCAAAGUGAGGACGACGAGGACUUGAAAGGUCACCAUCAUUCCAGGGAUGUUGACUUGACCGCCGAGAUCAUGCAGAAGGCGGAGGGGAGGAAGAAAUUCCUCCGCAAGGCCGUCAAGACGUCAACAUCACAUUUCAGUUCCCUGAGGAUGAACUCUGACACAAUAGACUACAACGACUCCUGUCUGAUUGUUAGAUAUCUGGCCUCCAUGAGGCCGUUUGCACAAAGCUUUGAUAUUUAUUUAUCACAGAUCCUGAGAGUGCUGGGAGAGAGCGCUAUUGCAGUCAGAACUAAAGCUAUGAAGUGUCUCUCUGAAGUAGUGGCUGUAGAUCCAAGUAUCCUGGCACGGCUGGACAUGCAGCGUGGGGUUCAUUGUCGCCUCAUGGACAACUCCACCAGUGUGCGAGAGGCUGCUGUGGAGCUACUCGGCCGUUUUGUGCUAAGUCGACCUGAGCUCAUUGAGCAGUACUAUGACAUGCUCAUUGAAAGGAUACUGGACACAGGCAUCAGUGUGAGAAAAAGAGUCAUUAAGAUCAUGAGGGAUAUUUGUCUAGAGCAGCCAGACUUUCACAAGAUCACCGAGAUGUGCGUGAAAAUGAUCCGGAGGGUCAACGAUGAAGAAGGGAUCAAGAAACUGGUGAAUGAGACAUUCCAGAAACUCUGGUUCUCCCCGACUCCCAGUCACGACAAAGAAGCCAUGACCAGAAAGAUCCUGAACAUCACAGACGUGGUGUUGGCAUGUAAAGACUCAGGCUACGACUGGUUUGAGCAGCUUCUCCAAAAUCUGCUGAAAUCAGAGGAGAACGCUUCGUACAAACCUGCAGGGAAGGCUUGUGUUCAGCUAGUGGACAAUCUAGUGGAACAUAUACUAAAAUAUGAGGAGUCUCUUGCGGAUUGUGAGGACAAAGGGGUCAGCUCAGGUCGUCUGGUAGCGUGCAUCACCACUCUCUACCUGUUUAGUAAAAUCAGGGCAGAGUUAAUGGUUAAGCAUGCCAUGACUAUGCAGCCCUACCUGACCACCAAGUGCAAUAGUCAGAACGACUUCAUGGUGAUAUGCAACGUGGCUAAGAUCCUGGAGCUGGUCGUGCCUCUGAUGGAACACCCGAGUGCGACUUUCCUCACUACCAUCGAAGAAGACCUAAUGAAGCUUAUCAUCAAAUACGGCAUGACGGUUGUGCAACACUGUGUGAGCUGUCUUGGUGCUAUUGUGAACAAGGUCACACACAACUACAAGUUUGUUUGGGCUUGUUUUAAUCGGUACUAUGGAGCGUUAGCAAAACUCAAGACACAGCACCAAGAGGAUCCCACCAGCUCCACCCUGGCUGCUAACAAACCCACUCUUCUGCGCUCGCUCUUCACUGUGGGGGCUCUGUGUCGACACUUUGAUUUCGAUCAAGAAGAGUUCAAAGGUGCUAACAAGAUUGUCAUCAAGGACAAAGUGUUGGAGCUUCUGCUGUAUUUCACUACUCACGAAGAGGAGGAGGUCCAGAUCAAGGCAAUCAUAGGUUUAGGGUUUCAGUUCAUCAUGCACCCAGAGCUCAUGUUUGUGCAGGAGGUGAAGGUUCUUUAUAACAGCAUCCUGUCGGACGAGAACAGUUCAGUCAAUUUGAAGAUCCAGGUCCUCAAAAACCUGCAGACAUACCUGCAGGAGGAGGACUCUCGAAUGCAGGAGGCUGACCGUGAAUGGAAGAAUAAAGCCAAGCAAGAGGAUCUCAAGGAAAUGGGGGACAUCUCAUCGGGCAUGAGCAGCUCCAUAAUGCAGAUUUAUUUGAAGCAGGUUCUGGAGUCCUUCUUCCACUCGCAAUCCACAGUUCGGCACUUUGCCUUGAGCGUCAUCACCCUGACUCUCAGCCAGGGCCUCAUUCACCCUGUACAGUGUGUGCCCUACUUGAUCGCUAUGGGAACAGACCCGGAGCCAACAAUGAAGAACAAGGCCGAUCAGCAGCUGGUGGAGAUCGACAAAAAAUACUCAGGCUUUAUUCAUAUGAAGGCUGUGGCAGGGCUGAAGAUGUCUUAUCAGGUGCAACAGGCCAUUAAUGGAUCCAAACACGCUGUCAUUCGCGGUUUCCGUCACGACGACUCCGACUCGGCUCUCUGCUCUCAUCUCUACACCAUGGUCCGUGGGAACCGCCAACAUAGACGGGCUUUUCUAAUUUCCCUGCUCAACCUGUUUGACGACAGCUCUAAAACAGAGGUGAACAUGCUGCUGUUCAUAGCAGAUAACUUGGCCUGCUUCCCUUAUCAGACCCAGGAGGAGCCUCUUUUCAUCAUGCAUCAUAUAGACAUUACCCUGUCUGUCUCUGGUAGCAACUUGCUCCAGUCAUUUAAGGAGUGUUUACGGAAAGAGCCUAUAAGGCAUGAAAAGAAGAUGAAGAUGAAUAAGAAAAAGAAAAAGAAGAAGCAUUCUCGGAGGAGGAACUACAGCUCUGAUGACGACGACGAUGAUGAAAAGGAUGAUGAGGAGAGCAGCAGCACAUCCAGCAGCAGUGACGAGGAGGAAGAUGUAGUGCAGAGGCGAAAGGGUUCCGAUUCCGACUCUGACCUGGAAAAUGAGGACGCAGUGAUGGACCGUCUGCCUGAAAACACCAAACCUCUGCUGGAGUUUGCCAGUGCAUCACAGGGCAUUCUGUUGCUGCUGGUGCUCAAACAGCAUUUGAAGAAUCUGUACGGCUUCUCGGACAGCAAAAUCCAGAAGUAUUCACCGACAGAGUCUGCCAAAGUAUAUGACAAGGCAGUGAACAGGAAAUCUAAGGUGCACUUCAACCCUAGUCAGACACUGGACUACCUAAGGAGUGAUCUGGCCAACACAGAUCUCAGCUAUGAGGCCAAGAAGAACAUUGCAAAACAGUAUUUGGAUUUCAAGGUUCUAAUGGAUCAUUUGGAUCGGGAUGAAGAGGAGGAGGACGGUGAAGCAAAUGCCAAUGCCAGAAACAAAGCCAUUACUUCGCUGCUGAGGGGUCCAAAACCCCGAAAUCACAACCACAGUAAUCAUGCAGCUCCAGUGGAGACAGAUGAUGAGGAGAGCGAGGAUGAAGAUCCCCCUGCUCGAAAGCCAAGGAAAGGUGGAGACUGUGCAGAGGAUUCAGGUAACAUGAACGAGACAGUAGAGGUAAUGGACAUCGUAGCCAUCUACUGUCCCAAAUACAAAGACAGGCCGCAGAUUGCCAGGGUCGUCCAGAAGACCAGAAAUGGCUACAGUAUACACUGGAUGACUGGAUCUUACUCUGGACCCUGGGCUGUCGCAAAGAAACGGGACGGCCGCAAAAAGGUGCCUUGGGUCGACAAUAUCAAGGAGUCGGACAUUAUUUGCAAGAAAAUCUCUUUGACAAGCGGACAGAAGCUCACGAACAAAGUGGCACAGACAUUACGGGCGCUGUACGCUGCCAAGGAGGGGACUAAGAGUUAAUCAAAGAGAUUAGUGAAACAUCUCGCACAGCUCAACACUAUGGAUUCAAUAUGUUACGUACACAGAAGUUAGAUUAACGUCCUGGUGGUGGAAGAGUGUUGUAAACAUGUCUGUUUAAAUACAGACAUGUUCAAAGGCAAGGAAAAGACAAGAAGGAAAUGUUUAGGAAAACAUUGUGUGGGAGUUCCUUCGCUGUUGUGCAGCAACUUGGUUGUUUGAUUUUUACUCCCACUGUAUUAUAGAUGAACUAAAAAAAAUGUGUUUAUAUCUGAACAUAAUUCUGUAAAAAAAACAAAGUGAAUGUUGGAAAUUAGUGUAUUGAUGAUGUUCUUAAUAAAGUGUUUUUUGAAUUUAAA
Molecule: messenger RNA, 8715 nt
Organism: Oreochromis niloticus (Nile tilapia)
Lineage: Eukaryota; Metazoa; Chordata; Actinopteri; Cichliformes; Cichlidae
Product: nipped-B-like protein
Exons: 46
Coding region: 290-8359 (2689 amino acids)
Biological process (GO): embryonic viscerocranium morphogenesis; replication-born double-strand break repair via sister chromatid exchange; brain development
Cellular component (GO): Scc2-Scc4 cohesin loading complex
Molecular function (GO): chromatin binding; cohesin loader activity
Source: RefSeq, a predicted model, not a curated record